Nothobranchius furzeri (turquoise killifish) is the source of this 4130-nucleotide messenger RNA. RefSeq names its product euchromatic histone-lysine N-methyltransferase 2 (gene ehmt2). The record is from RefSeq and is a predicted model, not a curated record. Gene Ontology annotation, molecular function: zinc ion binding; histone H3K9 methyltransferase activity; p53 binding. Gene Ontology annotation, cellular component: nucleus; chromatin. NCBI's taxonomy places the organism in Eukaryota, Metazoa, Chordata, Actinopteri, Cyprinodontiformes, Nothobranchiidae. Gene Ontology annotation, biological process: negative regulation of transcription by RNA polymerase II; peptidyl-lysine dimethylation.
UUUAAAAUCAAUGGACUCCGAAAGGGGCGGAACUCGAAUUGUGACGUAGCACGUUCAAAAAUGUGCCUUACGUUCAUUGGGAAACAUGUCGGCAUCCCAGACAACGACAAAGGAUUUUCUUGAAGAAGAUGAGACAAAAACACUAACCGAGUCAACGGCAGGUUCAGGGGAGGUAAAAGAAGCUGCUGAUGAAGAUGAUGCUGCCAGCAUUACAGAUCCAGUGGAUGGUGUGUCGUUGGAGUUGAUGACCAGUCAUCCUGAGAAGGAGACUUCCAGCGCUGCUGAGGAUGGAAGUCAGCGCUCUCCUGCUUCCUCCCCACCUAACAAACCUGCUGCAGGUCAUGCAGCAAAGUCCAUUUCCUCAAUGUCAUCUUAUCCUUCCACCUCUUCAUUUUUUUCCCCUGGUCGGGCAAAGAUGAGCGUUUCCGGGCCGUCUUCUUGUAAAUCCGUCCUCCCACCUGGCCCUUCCUCCUCUUCCUCUUCUUCAUCCUCCUCCUCCUCCUCCUCCUCCUCUUCUUCCUCCUCCUCUUCCUCUUCAUCUGGCUCAGCUUCGUUGACACCUUCUGUCUCCCCGAGUCCACACAAGAUCCACCGGGCCCGUAAGACCAUGAACAGGCCUUCACCCGGCCAAGUGAGUUACGCUGAGACUCCUGCUACGUCGGGUUCCUCCACCUGCUUCUCUACUGACUCUGAAACAGCUGCUAGAAAGAGAAAACUGGGUCAUGUAUCAGAGAGUAAAUCUGAGAAGGGCGACAGCGUUUCAGAAAAAGGCCAAACUGUGGAGGAAAAGUUCUUUCAGAAAAAAGUGGAGUCAGUUACAGAAAAUAAUUCAGUGAAAACCGCUUGGGGGAAAUCGGAGAAUGACAGAGGCAAAAGAUUGAAACUAUCCUGUCCGUCCACGCGGGAUUCUGACCAGCUGGAAAAUGAGGGCGGAGACAGGCAGCAAACGACAGACACAGAAGAUCACAGUUUGGAGUCUGAAACGCUGAGAAUCAUCCGGAGUAGGAACGAGACGGAAGAAUCUUCUUGGCUGCUAUCGGAUCAAGACCGAGACGGAAACUCUGCUGAUUUAGUGGAAAUAGAAGAAGAAAGGUCUGGAGAGUACACGGAGGUUCCUUUGGGUGCUUUGGACAUUGCUGCAGCUGACAGUCUGACUCUUUCUCCUACCGCAGAGGGAAGCGAUGCCGGCGACCUGGAGCGUCUGGAGGAGCUCCCCUUGUGCAGCUGCAGGAUGGAGGCUCCCCGUGUGGACAGCACCAGCCAGCGGGGCAGCAGACAGUGCAUGGCCACAGAGAGCAUCAACGGAGAGCUGCAAGCGUGCACCAGCUGGACCAUUAAAUGGGAAACCAUGAGGCCGUCCAGUCGGGUCCCACUCAUGGUGCUCUGUGAUGUCCAUCGCUCUCACAUGGUCAAACACCACUGCUGCCCCGGCUGUGGAUACUUCUGCAUCGCUGGCACUUUUCUGGAAUGCUGCCCAGACCAGCGCAUUGCUCACCGUUUCCACCGCGGCUGCGUGACGGUGCUGAGCGGUGGGCGCAGCAGAGCGAAUGGCGGCGGCAUGCUUUUCUGUCCUCACUGUGGCGAAGAUGCCUCUGAGGCGCAGGAGAUCACCAUCCCCUCCUCGGCUUCCGCGACCACCGUCGUCACCAUGUCGGCCUCCUCCACCACGACUCCCUCUCUUCCUCCGUCGGUCCCGAUGGCUCCCUCUCUCUCUGCCUCAACAGGAGGAGCGAAGGAUGGAAAGAUCCCUGAACGACCUAUUAGUGCUCGUAUGCGCAGCCACGGCUUAGUGACCCCAGCAGUGGAGCAGCAACAGCCUCCGCAGACUGUAGCCUCAGCAGCAACCGUAGCUGCCGUCCCUCCAGCUGAGGAGGGUGUGGACAGCGUGGGACCGUCGGUCUGCAUGCCUAACGGGAAACCAGUCAACCCAAGUGCACUUCCACCUGGACCCAGCAGGGCGGCGCUGCAGAAAGCAAUUCUCACACAAGACACAGAGAGGAGGAAGAAACUGCGGUUCCACCCUCGCCAGCUUUAUCCUGCUGCCAAGCAAGGAGAGGUUCAGCGGGUGCUGCUGAUGCUGCUGGAGGGCAUUGAUCCGACAUACCAACCCGAGUCUCAGAACCGACGCUCUGCUCUUCACGCCGCAGCUCAGAGAGGGCUGCUGGAGGUCUGCUACAUGCUGGUUCAGGCCGGCGCUAAUGUGGACGCUAAGGACAAAGACAUGAGGACUCCUCUGUUGGAAGCCGUCAUCAAUAAUCACAUAGAUGUGGCUCGUUACCUGAUCCAGAACGGUGCCUGCGUUUAUCACAUUGAGGACGACGGCUACACUGGCCUCCACCACGCAGCCAAGCUGGGGAACCUGGAAAUCGUUAACAUGCUUCUGGAGACCGGGCAAGUGGAUGUGAACGCACAGGACACCGGUGGCUGGACGCCAAUCAUCUGGGCAGCAGAGCACAAACAUGUUAAGGUGAUCAAAUCGCUGCUGAACCGAGGAGCUGAUGUCACCAUCAAAGAUAAGGAGCUGAACGUUUGUCUCCACUGGGCGGCGUACGCUGGGAACGUAGACAUAGCAGAGCUGGUGCUGAACGCCGGCUGUUCGCUCUCCUCGGUUAACGUGCACGGAGACACGCCGCUGCACAUCGCCGCCAGAGAAGGGUUCCUAGAAUGUGUCACAUUGUUUCUGUCCAGAGGAGCAGACAUUGACGUUGUGAACAGAGAAGGAGACACACCGCUCACCCUGGCGAAGGUCGACACGCCGGUGUGGGUUUCGCUUCAGAUCAACAGGAAGCUGCGACGAGGAAUAACCAACCGACCGAUUCGGACAGAAAGGAUCAUCUGCAGCGAUGUCGCCCAGGGCUACGAGAACAUCCCCAUUCCCUGUGUGAACGCCGUAGACGAUGAAGGCUGUCCUUCAGAUUACAAAUACGUCUCAGAGAACUGUGAGACUUCAGCCAUGAACAUCGACCGUAACUUCACACACUUACAGCACUGUAACUGCACUGACGACUGCUCGUCUAGUAACUGUCUCUGUGGACAGCUGAGCAUCCGCUGCUGGUACGACAAGGACCAACGGCUCCUUCAGGAGUUCAACAAAAUCGAACCCCCCCUCAUCUUUGAAUGCAACAUGGCAUGUUCUUGUUAUCGAACAUGCAAGAACAGGGUGGUCCAAGCUGGCAUCAAGGUUCGCCUGCAGCUCUACAGGACAGAGAAGAUGGGGUGGGGAGUUCGAGCCAUGCAGGAUAUUCCUCAGGGAAGCUUCAUCUGCGAAUAUGUUGGGGAGCUGAUCUCUGAUGCUGAAGCUGACGUUAGAGAAGAUGACUCGUACCUGUUUGACCUGGACAACAAGGAUGGGGAAGUGUACUGCAUCGACGCUCGUUACUACGGCAACAUCAGCCGCUUCAUCAACCACCUGUGUGACCCAAACCUCAUCCCAGUCCGAGUAUUCAUGCUGCACCAGGACCUGCGGUUCCCCCGCAUCGCCUUCUUCAGCUCCAGGGACAUCCUGAGUGGACAAGAGCUAGGGUUUGAUUACGGAGACCGCUUUUGGGACAUUAAAAGCAAGUAUUUCACUUGUCAGUGCGGAUCAGAGAAAUGUAAGCACUCGGCCGAGGCCAUCGCCUUGGAGCAGAGCAGGCUGGCCCGGAUGGAGGCCUGCUCCGACUCGGGAGCGGACUGUGGGGUGACCGUGCUGGGAAACUCCUAAAACACCUACCCAUGGGGCCUUAGGAAGAAGACGCACACAUGAAAAUGUUGGAAGGGAGUUUGUUUAUUCUGUUUGCCAUUUAUGGUGCUGUUUUGGUUGUCUUUGUUUAUUUCUAAAACCUGCCACUUUAUCAUUUUCACUCUAUUAGAAGUUACAACUUUUACAUUUACUUGUCCUGAUGUGUUUGCAAGAGGUCACAUGGUUUCUGUGUGUUGACUAAUUUUACUGGUGUCUCUUAAUAUGCUGUGCUCCAUAUCAAACAUGUAAACAUUUUAAUGUUUUUUUCUGUUGUGCCAACUGAAGUGGUGCCUCUUGGCAUGGAUCAUAAAGGAUCAUAUUGAAGCCUGUGUGGGACCCAAUUAAGGAUGUUUGUUUUUAUUUUUAUACAUUUUUCUGUCACUUGUAGAGAAAUAAAAUAACAAGUUUA